AUGGACCUUCCGGAAGGCGGGCGACAGGGGAUUUCAACUCGUCGAACGGCAGGAAAUCUGGCCAGGCAGUGGAGAACAGAGCCAGUCAAGAAUGUCAGUCUCACUGCAGAGCCCUUCGAAUGCAUUCGGCAGCCAAACGGGAUUGUGAAAGAAUUCACGAUCAACAUCGACGACAGUGCUCGACUCGUGUCCAAGCCUCACUGUAUCGCGGGAAGGGCCACAAGUGUCUUCCCAUUGCCGGACCUCACCUCCAUACAGGUCCCGUCUACGCAGACGCUAUCCGGAGAGGUACCAACCACUAGGAAUUAUGUUUGGACAGGUCAAACCAACGCGAAUAAUUACAUCAAGAAUUUGCCAUCGUUGCCUAUCUGGAGUUUCGUACAAUUCACUGACCCCACUGCGGCGACCUAUAACCUCGUUAUACGGGCCUCUCGGGUCACUCAAUUGCUUAUCUUCGAAGAAUUGAAGCCAAUACACAAGGAAGUGACAGGCCUAGAGUUCAUCAAGGCCUGGGCUGAAGUUGUGAAAUGUCAUCGCUUUUUGCACGAAUGUGGAUUUGAACACAGCGACCCUAGCCUCUGGAACAUGAUGUAUGAUGUCCGCCGACGUUGCGGUGUCCUUACCGACUUCGAUCUUGCUCUUCCGCCCGGUUCUUCUACACCUGCUGGCUUUGAGAGAACGGGAACUGUUCCUUUCAUGUCUUUGGAACUUUUAACACCAGCAUACUGGGACGGGAAGAUAUUGAGGCGAUAUCGCCAUGUGCUAGAGGCACUCAUCUGGGUCCUUGUCUUUGUCCUCAUGACCUACAACGACAAGAAAUUAGGCGAAGAUCGCAUGGGCACGGGAGCCUGGACGACAUCUAAUUAUUUGCAGUGCGCGAAGGAAAAGGACCAUUUCUUGCUCAGUGGCGAAUUCAUUGUUCAAAACAGCUUCGGCGGGCCUGAGGCGGAAUUGGCGUCGGAGCUCAUUGGCUGGUUGGGUAGUGAGAGACUUCGUCUAGCGACAGCGACGCGGCCCGGGAGAGCAUACCGACAGCAUGCACAAUUGGAGGCGAUACAAGUACCUCUUUCAAGCAAGCAGAAGCAAGUUCAGGAGGACAAGGAGGUGUGGGACAAGUUCACUGAGGUGAUCCUUUCCGUCGCCCAAGAGUUCACCAUGCUUUCCGAGGUAUCCAACAUCUUGAACUAA
Cyclocybe aegerita is the source of this 1188-nucleotide messenger RNA. The record is from the annotation of a GenBank genome assembly. NCBI's taxonomy places the organism in Eukaryota, Fungi, Basidiomycota, Agaricomycetes, Agaricales, Hemipholiotaceae.